UUUGGGUGAUGCUCAUUUCUCUUCUUGCUGAAUCAUGUCCUCCUUGGUAAUACUGUAAUGUAUCGGAGAAGGACCAAAUAAAAGGAAAAACCCCAACUUGGUUUAUAUACAAAUGUUAAAAAGGAAGAAUGGCUUACAGCUAUUAGAGUUCUUGUUUUUCAAUGGGUCCUGUGGUCAUAGCUUGUACUUUACAACUGCCUUCUUCAACUCCCCAUUCCAUAUUCCUUGGUUCUCCGUUGGUAACGGGUCUUUGCUUGGUGGGGACUACUUGCCUUAGUAGUUUCCUAUAUUUGGUUAUUAUAGUUUUUAAUUAAUUUUAAUUACAAGAUAAGGGAAUACUGAGAGGUGCCUUAGAGGAUCUUCUGCUUUCCAGACAUACUCCUCCUUAUCCGUAUAGUGUGGCAGCUGUCUGAUUUCCCCUUAGUAGUCAGGAUCACUUACCCCAGCCAGUACAGUAAUCCCCUUCUUUGCCUGUUCAUUUGUUGGCAUGAGGAACCCAAAGUGGCCAAGUAGCAGUCAACUUCCAGUUUAAUGGAACUACUGUAUUUUCCCCUGGUACAAGCAUUUCUGUCUUGGUAACUAAGACCUCUAGGCCAGCAAGAGUCCGAUGUUUCAACUAUGGGAAGCAAAAAUUUCACUAGUGAAUCACUAAGGGUAAGGCUCCACUCCCAUUUCCACCCCUGAUUCCCGUGAAUUGUGGCAAUGGGAGAAGCAGCACUAUGCACUCAUGUAUAGCAUGCCAUAUCCUGGAGGCUACCAGUCCAGCCUUUAAAGUGCUGAUAACCAGCCGGCAGCAUAAUUGAGUCUGCAAAAUGCCACUCCAUUAUUUCCUCAGGCCAGCUGCUUCAGGGUAUUGGGGAACAUAGUUAAACCAGUUAAUUCCUUAAACAUGAGCCUUCUGUUGUGCUUCGUUUGCUAUAAAUGAGUACUUUGGUCAGAAGUAAUUUGGUGGGGAAUACGAUGACAGUCAGUAGGAAUUCCCUGAAUUCAUGCAGAGUGGACAUGAUAGAGCACUGCAGGCAGGGAUGGUAAAUUCAUAUCCAGAGUAAGCAUCUGUAUCAGUGAGAACAAAGUGCUGCCUUUCAUUAUAGAUGUUUCCAAUGCAGUCACUUUGCCAUCAAGCAUCUGACUGUCCCCACAGAAAAUGGCGCCUCCAUUGGAACUCAAGGUUGGUAUGAGCUGUUUGCAGGUUGGGCACUUAGCUGUGGAUGUAGCCAGAUGGGUCUUCGUGAGUGACAAUCCAUGUUGCAGAAGGCACUUUGUUCUUGAUUUCGUUGUGCAAGGACAGGUGUGGUCCAUGUCCAGGUCAUCUAGUCUACCUGAUUAAUUAUGAUUAUCUUUUGUGGAGGUUGUUUUCAGUGAGCCUUAACAUGGGACUCAAAUACCUUCACACUGACCAUUCAGAGAGGUCUAUACAUACAUCUCUUUCUCAGACCUCAUUGCCACCAGUUUUCCUAUUUGCUACCUUCCAGGUUGCUAACCAUCCUGCUAAUCAUUAACCAUUGCCUAUGAUACUGUGGAUGUAUUCCUCUGGCAAAGUGAAUAACUAUGUGCACUGCUUACUGCUGACGGGGAGGAUUUCCCAUCUCCAAUGUUUUUCAGGGCCUCUCUGGAGAGACGCUAGAGUGCUUUAGUUGUUCACUUUCAGGUGGUGACAAUAUAUCAUGCAGAAUCUUUUAUAAAUUAGGCCUGCAUUUUGUUUCUUCCUUAGUUACAGGGGAUCCCGCCAUGAGGUCAUAGGUGCAGGUUGAGGAGGAGGCAAAGGGGAGCAUGGUGCAUGAGCAUUCGGACUUCUUGUUCAUGCCUUCACUUAGAACCUGCUCCCUUUGGCAUGUACCAGCUCCAUUGUGAUGAUGGAGGUCUGCCUUAUGAAUUGAUGGGUCAGAUGACACCUGGUUGAUGAUAGGCAGCACGGGUCACAUAGUCACUUAGUCUCUUGUAAGACCCGGGAGCAACCCAGAAAUUGUUUCCAAAAGGGUAAGAGUUCUCUAAACUUUGCUCCAAAAUCCUAAUCAUCUUUGUUGUGACUCAUCUGUAGGCCAAAGGUGUCAUAUAACAUCCCCAUUCAUCACAGACUUACAGCACCAUCAAAUCUGUUGGGUCAUAUGGCUCAAUGGUAAGAGAAGAUUGUAUCAUGGCAUUACCUCUUGUUCGAGGUCCUCCUCAAAACAGGCAAGUUUUGGGGUUACUUGGUAAAUUAGGUGUGUCUUGCCUCCCAAAUCCAAGUAGUCCAUUAGGCUCUGUGCUGCUCUCUUAGUAAUAGGAGGGGCCAGAUGUCGAAACUUAUCCUUCAUUUUAGAAGAGAUCGGAUCGCUCAACAUGCCCCAUACCCUUUGACUCUCACCAAGGUGAGAAAAAUUCAGGCUUCUGAAUUUUUAUGGGAUUUAUCUUAUAUCCUCUGGCAAGAGUCUCUCUUAGCAAUUUGUCUGUAGUAGCUGCUACUGCUGCUUCUUGCUCAGCAGGUCAGGCAAGCGUGAUAUCAUCAAUGCAGAGAGCGAGUGUAAUGUCUAGUGGAAUGAAAAGGCAAGCAGGAUCCCUGCAGACUAGAUUAGGGCUAGAGAGUAGAUACAGCUCUGAGGUGGGAGAGUAAGGAUACAUUGCUGGCUCAGCAAACUGCUUUUACUGUACUAUACUGUUUCCCUCUGCUAUAAUAACAGGUACAUGGGUAUGGAGAAUAAAACAUUCAACAGAUCAAUAGCUGAAGCCAGAUGCCAGGGUAUGUGUUCUGUCUCAUUAAUGAAAUUACAGCUGGAACAGUGGCUGCUGUUGGAGCCACAACCUUAUUAAUUUUGGCAUACUUCACUCUCAAUCUCCAGAAUCCAUUGGCUUCUGCAUACACCACAUAGGUGAGCUGAAUGCAACGUGGAAGUCGUCAUUAUCUUUACAUCUUUCAAGCCCUUGAUGUAGGCAGUAUUAUUUUUGGUUUGCUGUAUUGGGUGGUAAAGGCAGUUUUGCUGGCUUCCACUUGACCUUUCCUAUCAUGAUAAUCCUUAAUUAUGGGCCAGGAGACCAAUGUGUGGAUUCUGCCACUUGCUGAAUAUAUCUGUUCUCGGUAUACAUUCUGGAACUGAGGAAAUAAUCAUGUAGCAGAUUAGAAGGUCUGCUGUAUAUCACUAGCAGCCACUGGACUUGAGCCUGCUCCUCCCCCAUGCCAAUGAGAUCACCAGCCUGCCCUUACACUGAGUUUCUUAAAUACAGAAAAUAUGGCUAUUGCUUUAUUUCUACCUUUUAAAUCUCUGGCAACCAAAACUGCAUUGAUUACCUCACUUAAGUCGAGUUUUUACUCUGACUGGUGGAUCACCAUGGCAUUUUGGUUUUCUAAGAAUUAGCAUCAGUUCACAGCUAAUGUCCAGUAGUUUCUGAGAAGUGAUUUCUCUUUUUCUAAUGCACAGUUACCCUAAUAAACAUCUCUAGUGAAGACUAGUAGGAAGAUUCAUUACAUAUAUUUUUAGUUGUGUGGUAGAGUCCUUCCCCAAGGGGCUCCAACCUCUGCCUUAUUCAAGGGCCUCUGGUUCUAUAAGUUGGUUCAAUUCUGGAAAUUGGUCGAAGGAUGGUCGCCGUGUUGUGGUGUUUCUGGUUCUGUUUACCAGAAUCGGAGCUUUUUAUUCUGCAUAUACAAAUCAAGUAAUCUAUUUCCAUUUCAGGGACAUCGCAGUCAACUAGCCAAUCCAAGAUCGUGUGGGUCAAACUAUUCUGAUUGCUGCCUCAGCUCUGUUGCCCUUCAUGGCAACCACAUCCACUUUAUUUUUGGUCAUACAUUCAAUUGCUGCUGUUCAGCCCCCAUACCUUGGAAUCCAUCAUUGUCGUUGAAUCAGCUCUGACUGAGGAACUAGAUUCUAUAACCAGCGAGCUACAUGCAGUAGAAAUUCAAAUUCAAGAACUAACGGAAAGGCAACAAGAGCUUAUUCAGAAAAAAAAAGUCCUAACCAAGAAAAUAAAGCAGUGUUUGGAGGAUUCUGAUGCCGGGGCAAGCAACGAACAUGAUUCUUCACCUGCCGCUUGGAAUAAAGAAGAUUUUCCAUGGUCUGGUAAAGUUAAAGAUGUUCUGCAAAAUGUCUUUAAGCUGCAGAAGUUCAGACCACUUCAGCUUGAAACUAUUAACGUAACAAUGGCUGGAAAGGAGGUAUUUCUUGUUAUGCCUACAGGAGGUGGAAAGAGCUUAUGUUACCAGUUGCCAGCAUUAUGUUCAGAUGGUUUUACACUUGUCAUUUGCCCAUUGAUCUCUCUUAUGGAAGACCAAUUAAUGGUUUUAAAACAAUUAGGAAUUUCAGCAACCAUGUUAAAUGCUUCAAGUUCUAAGGAGCAUGUUAAAUGGGUUCAUGCUGAAAUGGUAAAUAAAAACUCCGAGUUAAAGCUGAUUUAUGUGACUCCAGAGAAAAUUGCAAAAAGCAAAAUGUUUAUGUCAAGACUAGAGAAAGCCUAUGAAGCAAGGAGAUUCACUCGAAUUGCUGUGGAUGAAGUUCACUGCUGUAGUCAGUGGGGACAUGAUUUCAGACCUGAUUAUAAGGCGCUUGGUAUCUUAAAGCGGCAGUUCCCUAACGCAUCACUAAUUGGGCUGACUGCGACUGCAACCAAUCACGUUUUGACGGAUGCUCAGAAAAUUUUGUGCAUUGAAAAGUGUUUUACUUUUACAGCUUCUUUUAAUAGGCCAAAUCUAUUUUAUGAGGUUCGGCAGAAGCCCUCAAAUACUGAAGAUUUUAUUGAGGAUAUUGUAAAGCUCAUUAAUGGGAGAUACAAAGGGCAAUCAGGAAUCAUAUAUUGUUUUUCUCAGAAAGACUCUGAACAAGUUACGGUUAGUUUGCAGAAUCUGGGAAUUCAUGCAGGUGCUUACCAUGCCAAUUUGGAGCCAGAAGAUAAGACCACAGUUCAUAGAAAAUGGUCAGCCAAUGAAAUUCAGGUAGUAGUGGCAACUGUUGCAUUUGGUAUGGGAAUUGAUAAGCCAGAUGUGAGGUUUGUCAUCCAUCAUUCAAUGAGUAAAUCCAUGGAAAAUUAUUACCAAGAGAGUGGACGUGCAGGUCGAGAUGACAUGAAAGCAGACUGCAUUUUGUACUAUGGCUUUGGAGAUAUAUUCAGAAUAAGUUCAAUGGUGGUGAUGGAAAAUGUGGGACAGCAGAAGCUUUAUGAGAUGGUAUCAUACUGUCAAAACAUAAGCAAAUGUCGUCGUGUGUUGAUGGCUCAACAUUUUGAUGAAGUAUGGAACUCAGAAGCAUGUAACAAAAUGUGUGAUAACUGCUGUAAAGACAGUGCAUUUGAAAGAAAGAAUAUAACAGAGUACUGCAGAGAUCUAAUCAAGAUCCUGAAGCAGGCAGAGGAACUGAAUGAAAAACUCACUCCAUUGAAACUGAUUGAUUCUUGGAUGGGAAAGGGUGCAGCAAAACUGAGAGUAGCAGGUGUUGUGGCUCCCACACUUCCUCGUGAAGACCUGGAGAAGAUUAUUGCACACUUUCUAAUACAGCAGUAUCUUAAAGAAGACUACAGUUUUACAGCUUAUGCUACCAUUUCAUAUUUGAAAAUAGGACCUAAAGCUAAUCUUCUGAACAAUGAUGCACAUGCUAUUACUAUGCAAGUGACAAAGUCCACGCAGAACUCUUUCAGGGCUGAAUUAUCUCAAACUUGUCAUUCUGAACAAGGUGAUAAAAAGAUGGAGGAAAAAAAUUCAGGCAACUUCCAGAAGGCGGCUGCAAACAUGCUUCAGCAAUCUGGUUCUAAGAAUACAGGAGCUAAGAAAAGAAAAAUUGAUGAUGCCUGAAAUGAAUGUUACUAAAUUUUCUAAUUAAAGAUGGUUUAUGCAUGUAUAUGCCAUUAUUUUUGUAGUUAGAUAAAAGUUUAAUUUUUAAAGCAAUUUCAUUGAUAUUUUAUAUGUAUGGAUCUAUAUUUUCAGAGCUUAUCUCUGAAGAUCUAAACUUUUGAGAACGUUUGAAAAUUAGAGAUCAUGAAUUAUAUAAUUUUCCAGUAUAAUACAAGGGAAAAAUUUUUAUGUAAAACACUUUAUAUGUAAAAUAUUUGAGAAUAAGUUCAUAUAAUUGUCUUAAGUUUUUUAUGCCUUUAUGUACUUAGCUAUAUUUUUUCUUUUGACAUAACUAUCUUUUUGAAAGCAAUAUUAUACUGACAGAGGCUCACUGAGUGAUACUUUAAGUUAAAUACGUAGAUCAGGGAUGUCCAAUCUUUUGGCUUCCCUGAGCCACACUGAAGAAUUGUCUUGGGCCGCACAUAAAAUACGCUAACACUGACAAUAGCUGACGAGCUUAAAAAAAAAAAAACUGCAAGAAAAUCUCA
Chlorocebus sabaeus (green monkey) is the source of this 6276-nucleotide messenger RNA. The record is from RefSeq and is a predicted model, not a curated record. NCBI's taxonomy places the organism in Eukaryota, Metazoa, Chordata, Mammalia, Primates, Cercopithecidae.